Messenger RNA from Ascochyta rabiei, 2115 nucleotides. RefSeq lists its product as uncharacterized. Gene Ontology annotation, molecular function: zinc ion binding; DNA-binding transcription factor activity, RNA polymerase II-specific; DNA binding. Gene Ontology annotation, biological process: regulation of DNA-templated transcription; DNA-templated transcription. Gene Ontology annotation, cellular component: nucleus. The record is from RefSeq and is a predicted model, not a curated record. Lineage: Eukaryota; Fungi; Ascomycota; Dothideomycetes; Pleosporales; Didymellaceae. Bases 1 to 2115 code for a protein of 704 amino acids. The transcript has 4 exons.
AUGAGGAAUCCCGUGGCCUGCGUGUCGUGCCGCAGCGCGAAGCAAAAGUGCCUGCACGACGACGCGCCGCCGUGCGAGCGAUGCCGGCAGUCCGGACGGGCAGCGCUGUGCGAGUUCCCAGCGCCAGGGACGUCCGCCAUCCACCGACGACCCAAACGCCCGCGGGCCUCUGAAGAAACGCCAGGCGGUGGGACUCCACCGGGCGCCUCAGCAGGCUCAGCAGGCUCAGUAGGCGCAGCAGGCGCAGCAGGCGCAACCCCCCUCUACCGCCAUGACGCGCAUGUGCCGAGUCCCACCCAUGCCGGCGCGCCGCUGUCCCCGCGAGCGGCAUCUGCGGUGCUCGACGGGCUAGACCCCUUUGACCUGUUGACGGACGAGGUCAAGAACAGCUACCUGCGUUGCUCGUACAAGUGGAGCUUCCACCACACGCCCACGCUGCUGCUGAGGAUCCGCGACCGCACCCUCGACCUGUAUCUUGCCUGGGCCGUGCUUGCCCUGGCUGUUCGCUUCGUCAAAGCCCCCCCCGCCGGCUUCACCACACAGACCGAGGCCAGCAAUGCCUACGCCGCCCGCGCCCGCCAGCUGCUGCAGGCCGACCUCGAGACGCCCAGCAUCAGCCGCGUCCAGGCGCUGCUCAUGCUGACGGGCCACGACUGGGGCGCAGGCAACGGACGCCGCGCAUGGAUCUACCUGGGCAUGGCUAUCCGCCUCGUCGAGGUCAUGGACCUGACGCAGGAGCUGAAGACGCCCCGGAACCGCAUGCCCACGCGCGAAGAGUUCAUCGAGGCCGAGGUGCGCCGCCGCACUGCCUGGACCUGCUUCCUCAUGGACUCGCUGCUCAGCGGCGGCAAGGGCCGCAAGCGCUCGCUUAACGCCACCGACAUGGCGAUUCAGCUCCCCUGCGAGCGCGAAGCUUUUGUCUUCGGCGAGCCCACGUGCACCCCGCACCUCGACGGCACUGUGCGCAUGCCGCCCAUGGCCCUGCCCCUCGGCGACAUCGGCAUCAUCGGCUACAGUUUGCGCGUCGCCAACAUCUGGGGCAAGGUUGCGCGCUGGGCCUGUACCGAUGACUUCAAGACGGAGCUGCCCUGGUCGCCUUCGUCGCAGUUCCAGCACCUCAUCUACGAGCUCGAGCGUUGGAAGAACGCCCUGCCCCACCGCUUGCGCUACGACCUCUUCUCCUUGCACAGCCACAACGCCGUCGAGCAGGGCCAGGCCUAUUGCUACACGCACAGCAUCUACUUCAUGAGCUACAUGUUCCUGCACCGCGCCUACCUGCCCGUCCUGGGCCCCCAUCAGAACGGCGCCGUGGGCGAAGAGACGCCCAACUCGUACAACGACCACACCGACAUGUGGAAGAGCUGGCAGAAGACGUCGCGCAGGGAGUUGUUCAAGGAGGCCACCAUGGUGCUGGAGAUGCUCGAAGAGAUGCGCACAUUCGGUGUCUUCUUUCUCCGCGGUCUCGUGCCCUGGAUUGGCUUUACCAUAUACACCGCUGUGGGUGUCAUGCUGUACUCCUUCAACUUCCCCAGCGCCGAAGAUGAUCCUCGGAUCGUGGAGAAGGCGCGUGAAAGGGUCAUACGAGGCUGCACCUUUUUGAAAGACAUGAAAACACAGUGGCCCAUGGCUGAGACUUGGUUCGAAACCAUCAAGCGCAUGCAAGCGUACUAUCGCUCCGUGCUUGGCCAGGAUGCGCCAGCCUCGGCCGAAGAGCGCAAGGCACUGCGGCGCGCCAUGAUCGACUACGGUGCCCUCCAGCCUUCGCCAGUGCAGAAGCCAGCCGAGUCGAACAAGGGCCCUGACACUACCAUUGUGCAGACGGUCAUCUCCCCGCCGCCGCACGAAAACAAAUUCCUCAGCGUCACACUGGCAUCCGAGCCACUGGUCACGCGGCCCACAUCAACGCCCACACCAAACAGCUACAGCAAUGCCUACUCGUGGAACGCGUCGAACGCGAUUCUGCCGCUGGAGGCCGACGAUACGUUCAGUUUCGAAGGGUUCGAUCUGAGCAAUGCCGACAUGGAAGAGAUCAUGAUGAAUGCUACGCAAGACUUCUGGGCUAGCUUUCCUGGUGAAGUGGGCGUUGGGUAUGGAAACGACCACGCUAGCAGUUAG